GGAUAUAAUUGCCCGUUUUGGUAAGCAAGAGGCAAUGCCAAGAGAAUUCUUCACUGAUUUUGUGAAGGUGGCACAAGACGAAGGUCGUCACUUCACCCUUCUUGCUGCAAGACUUGAGGAAAUGGGAUCUUUCUAUGGAGCAUUUCCGGCUCAUGAUGGUCUUUGGGAUUCAGCUAUCGCUACUUCUAAAGACCUGUUGGCAUGCCUAGCAGUCGAGCACUGCGUCCAUGAGGCUAGAGGACUUGAUGUGCUGCCCACAACCAUCUCUCGUUUCCGCAAUGGAGGUGAUAGCCAGACUGCUUGCUUACCGGAGAAUGUGGUUUACCCAGAAGAGAUUACCCAUUGUGCUGCUGGGGUGAAGUGGUUUAGGUAUUGUUGUUUGAGGUCUAGAUACCCUAUUUCAGGUGGUAAUAUCUUGGAUUCUCCAGAAAAAAGAUCCCAAGAAAAUGACACUACAUUUGAAGAAAAUGAAGAAAUGAUUCAGAAGUUCCACGCAAUAGUGAGGACGCACUUCAGGGGGCCAUUGAAACCUCCUUUUAACGAGGCAGCGAGGAGAGCUGCUGGGUUUGGUCCUCAAUGGUAUGAACCUUUAGCUUUCAAGGAUGCCACCCCAAAAAAAUGACAUAGUUAGCGACAUUUUCGUCAUCUUUGGUAUCGAGAAUCUUUACUGGUUGUUCUUCAUAUGCUAUUCUAUC
Messenger RNA from Ilex paraguariensis (yerba mate), 695 nucleotides. Lineage: Eukaryota; Viridiplantae; Streptophyta; Magnoliopsida; Aquifoliales; Aquifoliaceae. The record is from the annotation of a GenBank genome assembly.